UGGAACCAUCAGUCCGAGUCAGCUGUGAGAGAGACUGCAGUCUUUUGGUUCCUAGUAGUCGCUGUCAAAACUAUUUUUGUUUUUGUGUGUGUGUGUGUGUUUGUGUGUGUGUGUGUGUGCGCAGCUGAGGAUGUGAAAUCAACGUGGUCAGGAACCGCUGGGAGGACGACAACUCUGCUGGGAGUCAGCAACAUGGCCACCUUCCCGCUGCUCCUCCCGCUCAUCGUGGUGUGCAUGGCGUCCGCCGCUCGCCCGCCCCGCCACCGCCCUCCAUGCCGCACGGUCCAGAUGAGUGUGGUUGUCUGCAGUGAUCUGAGCCUUACCAGCGCCCCCAUCAACCUCCCCCCGGGCGUUCAAACGCUGGACCUCUCGCACAACCAGGUGCAGAACCUCACCCUGGAAACCCUGGCGUAUCGAACGGACCUCCGUCACCUCAACCUCAACUCAAACAAGAUCCUCUUCAUCCAGCCCGGACUCUUUGAAAACAUGACUGAUCUUAAAGUCCUGGAUCUGGCCGGUAAUCACCUGAAUGUCUUCGCGCUCUCCAAAACCAAAAUUGGGACUCUCGCAGCUGUGGAGACUCUUGAUCUGUCGAGCAACGGGUUGUACACCGGGAUGUCCGAUUUCUUAAUCGCGGACUCUCCGUCACUGCUGGAGCUGUCCUUGGACAGUAACAGCAUCACCAAAAUAGCACAAAACACUUUCAGGGGAGCUUUGUCCUUGAGGAAAGUCAGCCUCCACAACAACGUCAUUUUAGAGAUCGAAGACGGCGCCUUCGACUCUCUGGAUCAUCUCACUGAGCUCGACUUGUCCAAAAACUCCAUCACGUGUAUCACGGACUUUAACCUGAGUCGGUUAAAAGUGUUAAACCUCAACCAGAACAGUGUUGAGAUUUUCCAGAGCACGAGAUCGACCGACGUGUACGACCUAGUAUUUCUGGAUUUGAGUGAGAACAAGCUGGCUCGCUUUCCGCUCCUCCCAGCAAACAACACCAUCCGACAUCUAGACCUUUCACACAACCAGCUGCAGAGCAUCAACAUGACCGACAUGCUAGAAACGAAGACCCGUGUGGUUUUAAAUCACCUGAGAUACUUAGACUUGAGUUACAACCAACUCAAGGACACACCGCAGUCCUUUUUCCACACGAUGACAUCCCUGGAGGUGCUGAACGUGAGCAACAACUGCAUAGACUCGUUUUCGAUCGGCGAUAAAAACCUUCUACCCGCAGUGACAAUCAUCAACCUCAACUAUAAUUCUUUACAGAGACUUUCAUUCGGCGAAGCUACUCUACAAUCCUUGCGACAGCUUUUACUACAAGGAAACGACCUUAGCACCCUUGAACAGGAAACAUUCCAAAAACUUCCAAGUCUAAACCUCCUGCAGCUCCAGGAAAACAACCUGAAAGUCUGUCCCUUGGAUACAAAACCAUCUCCGUCGGACCCCAACCACAUCCACCCUCCAGACUGUGUCUCUUUCUCUUGCAUUCCCAAUCUAAAGUCACUUUACCUUUCUCAGAACAACCUAAAUAGUUUACCUUUGAGGGCAUUUGCUGGCACCCGUCUGAGCCUGCUGGACUUGUCCCUCAAUCCCGGUUUGGAAAUGCAUCCUGACUCUCUGUCCGGUCUUGAGCACACCCUAAUCCACCUGUUCCUAAGGGAAAACAACAUUUCCAAGCUGAACACGGACAUUUCCUCCUUGACGAGCCUCAAACUCGUAGACCUGUCCACCAACCAGUUGACCAGUCUCCCCACUUUGACCAGUGAGUCGUCCAUAGAAACUCUUAAUCUGCAGAACAACAGUUUAGUCACUCUAGAGCACAGCACCAUGGUCGCUCUGGAACGCUCGCUGAAAACGCUCUACGUGGGUUCCAACCCUCUCAACUGCUGCAGCAACCUCGGCUUCCUGUACUUGGUCCAGCACUCAGCCGUGGUGGUGCCCGACAUCGAGACAGUCACCUGCGUUCUCCAGGAUGACUCGGAACCGGUCAAUAUCAAAAAAGUAAGCCGAGAGAUGUGUCAUCGACCAAAGAAAGCGAACUACAUCAUUGGUAUCGUCGUGAUCGUGCUGUUCACGGCGAUCACGUUGGGACUGCUGGUGAAAUACUGCAAGUCGAGGAAACGGAAGCGCAUCAGAAGGUUUAGCGCAUGAACAACGUGUAGGGAGGACUUAUUACUUUUUUGAAGGCACGUGACACCUCAAUUUGGGUUUUAAAAUCUCUGAUUUGUACGGAGUUACAAAGGUUGUGCAAGAAAAAAAACUAGCAAACAUUGAAACAAUUUAGUGGGUAUUUACCUUUUGGUAAAUACCCACUAAAUUGGCCUACUAAAUUGGCAUACUCAGUGGCCUAGUGGUUAGAGCAGGGGUCACCAACCUUUUUGAAACCAAGAGCUACUUCUUGGGUAGUGAUUAAUGCGAAGGGCUACCAGUUUGAUACACACUUAAAUAAAUUGCCAGAAAUAGCCAAUUUGCUCAAUUUACCUUUAACUCUAUGUUAUUAUUAAUAAUUAAUGAUAUUCACACUUAAUUGAACGGUUUAAAAGAGGAGAAAACACGAAAAAAAUGACAAUUACAUUUUGAAACAUAGUUUAUCUCCAAUUUCGACUCUUUAAAAUUCAAAAUUCAACCGAAAAAAAGAAGAGAAAAACUAGCUAAUUCGAAUCUUUUUGAAAAAAUUAAAAAAAGAAUUUAUGGAACAUCAUUAGUAAUUUUUCCUGAUUCAGAUUAAUUUUAGAAUUUUGAUGACAUGUUUUAAAUAGGUUAAAAUCCAAUCUGCACUUUGUUAGAAUAUAUAACAAAUUGGACCAAGCUAUAUGUCUAACAAAGAAAAAUCAUUAUUUCUUUUAUAUUUUCCAGAACAAAAAUUUUAAAAGAAAUUCAAAAGUCUUUGAAAUAAGAUUUAAAUUUGAUUCUACAGGUUUUCUAGAUUUGCCAGAAUAAUUUUUUUGAAUUUUAAUCAUAAUAAGUUUGAAGAAAUA
Messenger RNA from Entelurus aequoreus (snake pipefish), 2975 nucleotides. Its product is annotated as transforming growth factor beta activator LRRC32-like. The record is from RefSeq and is a predicted model, not a curated record. Gene Ontology annotation, cellular component: extracellular matrix. The transcript has 3 exons. Gene Ontology annotation, molecular function: protein binding. Bases 193 to 2148 code for a protein of 651 amino acids. NCBI's taxonomy places the organism in Eukaryota, Metazoa, Chordata, Actinopteri, Syngnathiformes, Syngnathidae.